AUGCCUGUCCUGAAGUUCCUGUCGGUGGCGGCCGCCGCCAUUUUCUUCUCAGAUAUCAACUCGGCAUAUGGUGCCGAUAUAAGUCCUGGGGGAACUAUCGAGACUCCUGAAAAUCAAGGAAGUUCUAAUGAUAACGAAAAUGAAUCUGGUUCAGGAUCCGGAGGUGCUGAAGAUGAUACUGCCACUAAUAAGGCCGUGAGAGCAGAGUGCUGGGAGCAAAUGAACGCGGCCCGCAACCGUGUCGGCUUCGCUGAACUCACGCACGAAAAGAGAUUCAAAAUUACUCAAGAUGACUGGCCCCGUUCCGUCUCCACGCUCGAGGAUUACCUGAGCACAGUCUGCAAAGGCAUUAAAACUAACACAGCGCCUGAAGGAUUGACCCCAGUCGCAGGCACCGUCGCCUACGCAGUUCAAGAAGGCGAACAGGCUGAUUGCCAGGCUGCAGUCGACUACUGGAAGGAAGCCCUCACAAACUUCAACGGGGAGGUGCCACCGCCAUAUGAAGCAAACGCUGCACCUUACGACAAUACCCAAAAUGUCUCCUUCAUUUCCCUCUUCAAUCCCCAAGCAAAUCCGACGGUUGACUGCGCAUACUUCGUCUGCCCUGCAGCAAAACAAAAGGCCAAGGAGAAAGACGGAAAUACUGAGACAGACAAGAGCAUGAAUGCUUUGAUUUGCGUUACUUCGCCCAGCGCCUUGACAAAUAGCCAAGAACCCUUUACGUAA
Eimeria mitis is the source of this 726-nucleotide messenger RNA. RefSeq names its product SAG family member. The transcript has 3 exons. NCBI's taxonomy places the organism in Eukaryota, Apicomplexa, Conoidasida, Eucoccidiorida, Eimeriidae. Bases 1 to 726 code for a protein of 241 amino acids. The record is from RefSeq and is a predicted model, not a curated record.